UAAUUGAUUACUCAGAAUUUUGUUAUAAUGUGUGAAUAGGUGGUGAAUAAAAAAUCAAUAAUCCAUUAUCAUGCAGGAUUAUUUAUGUUAAUGAGUUGUUGAGCGCCAUGUUAAGAAGUAAACAGGUCAAAAACCAAAACAUAAUCAGGUGUUGUUCCAAAUGACCUGUCAAGAUUGAGCUUGGAGACGAGUUCUAAAUUUAAGCGCCUAAGAAAAGAACGAAGAAUGAUGCAAGAGUGAAGGCACUUUAAGAGAAACUACUCAAGAAAGUCAUAAUUGAGAAAAUCGAUGAAGAUGAGCUUAAAUCAGAGGAAUUGAGCCUCCAAAAUGGCUACUGAUAUUGGCCAGCUUCACGAAGAAGCAACUUCAUCAUCCUUUUUAAAUAUAUAUUUUGUAUAACAACACAAUGGAAGUUGUUGGGGAUUAUGAGUACAGCAAGAAGGAUUUGAUAGGGCAUGGUGCCUUUGCUGUCGUGUUUAAAGGAAGGCACAGAAAGAGACCAAAUCAUGUGGUUGCCAUUAAAAGCAUCACUAAGAAGAACUUGGCCAAGUCUCAAAAUCUGCUGAGCAAGGAAAUCAAGAUUUUAAAGGAAUUGUCAGACCUUCAUCAUGAGAAUGUAGUGGCUUUGUUAGACUGUAAGGAAACAACAAACCAUGUUUAUUUGGUAAUGGAGUACUGCAAUGGAGGGGACUUAGCAGAUUAUCUUCAGACUAAAGGAACUUUAAGUGAAGACACCAUUGCAUCAUUUUUGCGACAAAUUGCUGCUGCAAUGCAAGUGAUGAAUGGCAAGGGCAUUGUACACAGAGAUCUGAAGCCACAGAAUAUUCUCCUUUGUCACGAUGGCAAGCCAAACACCCCAUCUACAGAAAUGAGGCUGAAGAUUGCUGAUUUUGGCUUUGCUCGUUUCCUGAAUGACGGUGUUAUGGCUGCGACUUUAUGUGGAUCCCCCAUGUAUAUGGCUCCUGAAGUGAUCAUGUCCCUGCAGUAUUGUGCUAAGGCAGACCUGUGGAGUAUAGGCACCAUUGUGUUCCAGUGCCUCACUGGCAAGGCCCCAUUCCAGGCACAGACCCCUCAACAGCUCAAACACUUCUACGAAAAACAUGCAGAGCUCAAGCCAAAUAUACCGAAAGAUACUUCACUUGAGCUGAGAGAUUUGUUGUUAAAAAUGUUGAAGAGAAAUGCAAAAGACAGGAUAGAGUUUGAGGAUUUUUUCAAGCAUCCUUUCCUCAAACCACCAGGGCAAUCAGCUGCAGCAUCAUCCUCACCUGUACCGGUCCCUGGCCGAGCCUCCCAGGGGUGCUCCUCGGAGAGCCCCACCCCUCCCAGGUGUGUGUCCGCAUCACCCUUAUCAGGGAAAGCCGACUACUCCACUCCUCCCUCAAAGGUUGUACAAAUGGUGAAGCAGCAAGAAGUGGCAGAAGCCAUGCAAGGUUCUACACAUGACGAAGAGUUCUUAAAAGUUGAUAAAGGACCGACUCCCCGCAGUAAUAGUCCCACAGAGCAUGACUUUGUGCUGGUGCCGGACGGAAUGAGCGAUCAAUCUGACGGCAGUGACAAAGGAAGAGCUCCAUCCACCGAGGACCUACAGGGCCUGGGUGAGCGAGCCCAGCCUCAAGUGGUGAGGGUGGAGCCCCAGGUUGGUUCUGUGGCAUAUAAGAAAGACUCGGGGGAUGUUUCCAGCCCUAGUAGGCCGUCAUCACUCCCCAUGCAGUCCAAUAACCAGUCGGAGCCCAUCCCGGUCCCCACCCAGGUCAAAGCCUAUGAGCGAAUCAGGUCCAGCAGUUCUCCACUCUCAAGUCCACGCAAAUGUGGAACAGAACCAUCCCCCCUUGACUCCGCAAAAUUAUCUAGUCAAAACAUCAAGAUCUCCCCUCAGCCUGAGAGUAAAUUCUCUGCUCCAGACAUUGGCUCCUUUUCACCUCCUACAGGUACAUUGAAGUUCAGUGUCGGAACUCCUCCUAAUGUUUCCACUCCUUGGAGAAGGGGCAGCAUUGGCAGCUCUCAGGGUGGGGCCAUAUACCACCCCCCUAGCAAUGCAUCAAACUCCCCAAGUCGACGAGCAAGUAUGGGUAGUUCACCCUCGGGCUUUAACCGCAACUUCUCAAGCCCUGGGUCAUUGCCCACUAUCUUGGAUGCAUCACCUCAUUUUGAAUUGAACCAAGAGCCUCAGUUUACAGACAAUAUGCCCACUGUCCCAGUCAGGGCACCAUUUGGGCAGAGUAAACCCAAAGCCAUUCCAGAGAGUAAGGGCACAAAGAGAUACCACCCCUCAGAAGUUGACAGAGUGAAACUUAACUUGAUGGAACGCUGCAAUACCGACCCAGGGGCAGCAGGAGGGAUGAGCAUGCUGUCCCAGCAGAUGAAAGUGGCCUAUAUGAAUCAGCAAGGGCUGAACCAGUUGGAGGGUCAAGUGGUGAGGUACACCAGCAAUGAGAACUUGGUGUCCCCCAAUGACAACACGGUCCAAAUGGACACCCAGAGGUCGGGGACGGGUCUGAGGCGGACCAUGAGUGCCACCACCCCACCCUCAAACCUUAUGUUUGCUCAGUCUCCACCUAACAUGGAGGGACCAGUAGCCUUUGUGGCUCCUGGCCUUGCAGAGGAAACUCUGAUGGGGGAUAACCACAAUGAAAUAAUGGCCAAACUGAGUUUUGUGAAUGAUCUGGCAGAUUGUGUGAUGGAGUUGGCCAUGGCUAAGGGAGCUCCAUUGAAUACCCUCUCAGAGUCAGUCAACUGGAAACAGGGUGAAGGUCCAUUGCAUGGAGAUCAAAUGCCCAAAUUUAUUGAAGCACAAAGGUUGCUGGAACAGCUGGUUCUUUAUGUCCGGUCCUUACAGUUACUAUCCUCCUCCCUACAGUUGGCCAGGAGGGAGAUCAAGGACGAACGCCUCCAGAUCAGCAACGCUCUCAAAACCUUGUUGAAGCAGAUGAAUGAGCGCUACCAUCGGUGUGUGUCUGUCUGUAAACACAUCCAGCAGAGGCUGGGCAUCACCAUGCAGAACGCCCUCACCCCACAGGUUGUCAUAGCAACCGCUGACAAGCUCAUCUACAACUACGCCAUUGAAAUGUGUCAAACUGCUGCUCUUGAUGAAUUGUUUGGAAAUCCUCAAGAGUGCUUUAAGCGCUACAACACCGCUCACAUCCUGCUUCACAGUUUGUCCCAGCAAGCCAGGAACAGCAACGAUAAACAGCUCCUGGAUAAAUAUAAAGAUGCAGUGGAGCGAAGAUUGUCCCACAUACAGGCUACACAGAACUAUUACCCCCAGUUUGAGAUCAGUUGAUGACAGUGUGUUUAUCUUCAUCCGGGGGUGUGUAAAAUACAGUGAUAUAAUAACAAGAACAAAAACUCACCAACCCAUGGUGUCAAAUCACUUUUUAAUCUCUUCCUUACCACAAAAAAAAAGAACAUGUACAGAUGAUGAUGAAACAGUUAACUAAAUAAUCUUAAAAAAAAAAUUACAAAUGUUUGAGGGAAAAAAAUGUUAAAAAAAACGUGAACUGUCAUACCACUGCUGCCUAUUAUCAUAAAUAUGAUGAUGAAAUGACUAUCAGUAUAUGGAGAUCGCUAGCAAUACUCAGGGAUGAUACAGCUUAUCUCCAGACAGCAACUCAUCAGUGAUAGGAAUCUAAGACUAUUGGAGAUCAGUGUGCUAAAGGACAAAAAAAAUGACAUUGGAAUGAUAUUACAUGGAGAAGUUACAUGUAUAUACUGACGGUUCAAGGGAUCGUGUAAUAUGAUUUACAGGUAGACAAAAUUAUGUGGACCUCUGCAAGAGAAGGAUCUCAAACUGUGGCGUAUUUCCUUAUGACAAGGGUAUUCUUUGUAUUCUGACCUGUUGUAGGCUAUUGAUUAUGUGUGAGUGAUUGAUAUUGAUUGAUUGAUUGAUUGAACAAGUGUUUGAUUUAUUUAUAGGAAAGUGAGUGUGAAGAGGGGAUAUACAUACAUGUAUACGUAUAUGAAUUUAAAACUGCAGUGAUAUAGCUAUGGCUGGUAUUGAUACUCUCUUUAAAAGAAUGGAGAGUGUCAGAAUAUAUGAUAUUCAUAUAAGUUAUGGCAGAUAUAAACUUCUACAUUACUUUACUGAAGGUUUUGUUCAAAAGCUGUUUAAUUGCUUUUAGAGUACUCAGUGUAUUAGCAUAUCUACGAAACAUUUUGUUGUUUUGCUAUGUUUUAUGCCAAAUCGUAUCCCUCCACAUUUAUUUACGCGAUUGUCUCCCUUGUGUUCAAUGUCUUGCCAAUGUAUUUUUUUCAUUCAUACAAUUUAAGCAUGGAUAUUUGUACCAUUUUCCAUUGGUUUUAAAACAUCAAUUCUAUGUAUCAUUUCCCCCUUCUAAUGGUCAUUUUUCAGACAUUCAUGCAAAUUUUCUGCUCCUCGUGUCAUCCAUUAAUUAAUGAGGCUUCGUGUAUGUAGAUGAGCAUCAAAGACGUGCUAAAAAACUCAAUGCUUUGCUUUUUUUUCAAGUGCUAAAAUAGAGAUAGAGAAAACAAAUUAACUUACUGCCUUAUAUUAAAUUAACCUGUCUUUAGCAUUUAGCAAUAAUAUCACCCGGCACUGUUUUUAAUUACGUGCAUGUAUGUAGCUUGUAUUACAUAUUACAUGUUGUAAUAGAUUGCUUGAUGGAAUCGAUGUACACCUUUUAACUGCAAUAAUCUGCUGUGAAAGCUCUAUCAUUGUAGAAAGUCCAUCAACACCAUGAAAGUUGUGAUAGUCAAUACAUUCAUCCUUUUUAUUUGGUCAAUAUUCAAUAUUUAUAAUUUAUGCUUGGCUCUUUUUUAACAACUUCCCCUUAAUACAUGUACGUGUAAAUACUAAUGUUUAUCUCGAGUGUAUAUAUAUAUAUUUACGGGGUAAACUCUUUAGCUUAUUCCCUUUUUGCUAUAUUUUAACAUCCAUGUACUUAUUGUCUCCCAGUGAGGAUUUUGUAUAUGAACUUGAUAAAACAAACCUCUUGAAAUAUUUCUGUUCAGCUUUUAAUAAUGGAUGGAAAAAGCAAAUCGUACAAUGACAUAUGUUAAAAAGUUGUAUGAUUUUAAAGCAAGAGAAAAAAAAAAGACCCUUGUUUGAACAGAGAGGUUUUGAGAUGUUUAAGACAUUUUAUUAUGUGAAGCGAAAGUUAAGUAGAUUAGUAUUUUGUUGAUGUCAUGAUGAUAGUUUACAAUUAUUGGUCUUUCAGUAUUUUUGUUAUUUGUGAUUUUUAUUGUUUUUGCUGUAUAAUGGCUUAUUUAUACAACAGGAACUAAAUUACAUGAUACAUGUAUAUGGGUAUUGAUUUCAGUUCUUGGACUGAUAAUAACUUUAUCGUGAUGUUCAAGAUAAUUUGAGACGGACGCUGGAGAGACAUUUUAUGUUGUUUUUAUUAGUUGUAGUACGUCUUUCAUGUAUUUUAUUUUAUAAGUGGUGGCUUUGCCUCAUCACACCAUUUUAUUUGAAAUUCCAGAAUGUUUUUUAAGAAUUUUGUACAUAUGCCAAUGUACAUGUAAAUAUCUAGGAACUUGUACGAAAUUUUCCAAAAACAUUUCAAAAAAACAAUUGUGAUAUACAGAUUUUAAUGAUGAAAGAAAGAUCAAUAUUUAUAACUUAAAGACGACCAUUUCAGGAUUCAUAUGUAUUUUGGUUAUGGAGAGUAUAAACCAAUCUCGGAUCCUGCACUCGAUGGAUGAAUUUUUCUCUCUAGUCUUUCAUUGGCUUGAGAUCCACUUGUGUUCUUCUGUAGUACGUGUACCUUAGUAAUACCUCAGAACUCGAAGUAUGACAGGCAGGUGUACAUUGUAUGAAAGAAAUAAAUGAUUUCAUAUUUA
This is a messenger RNA of Magallana angulata, 5799 nucleotides long. RefSeq names its product serine/threonine-protein kinase unc-51-like. Gene Ontology annotation, cellular component: autophagosome; cytoplasm. The coding region runs from base 407 to 3280 and encodes 957 amino acids. Gene Ontology annotation, biological process: autophagy; protein autophosphorylation; peptidyl-serine phosphorylation. Gene Ontology annotation, molecular function: protein serine/threonine kinase activity; ATP binding. The transcript has 27 exons. Lineage: Eukaryota; Metazoa; Mollusca; Bivalvia; Ostreida; Ostreidae. The record is from RefSeq and is a predicted model, not a curated record.